ACGGCGGCUGUCUCGCCUGCCACAAUGCGCGGCGAGCUUGCGGCCGCGACUUGGGGCGGUUGUCCCUAACGUCGCCGCUCGGCAUCCUUAGAAUAGGCCGCCCCUGACGCCGCGCGGGGACCCAACUCUCCCGCGCCCCCCAUGCACUCACUCAUUCGUGCCCGGCUGGGCGGACGCCUCGCGGACGCGGAGCCGCGCUGGUGACGGCAGAGGCGGCUGCGCGCCCAGCCCAGCCCGCGGAGAGGGCGCGCCGCGCCCCCGCCCCCAGCCCGCUCUCCGGAGGCCGUGGGUGCGGAUGCGCCGCUGACGACUCGCAGCGACUAGCAGUGCCGCCGGCCCGCCGGCCGGAGCCCGCAGCAUGGCAGCCGCCGCCUAUGUGGACCACUUCGCCGCCGAGUGCCUCGUUUCCAUGUCGAGCCGCGCGGUCGUGCACGGGCCGCGGGAGGGGCCGGAGCCCGGACCCGAGGGCGCGGCCGCCGCUGUCGCCGCCACGCUGCCCCUCGUCGAGGAGCGCCGCGACGGCAAGGACAGUGCCUCGCUCUUUGUGGUGGCACGGAUCCUGGCGGACCUCAACCAGCAAGCGCCGGCGCCUGCCCCUGCGGAGCGCAGAGAGGGCGCCGCGGCCCGGAAGGCGAGGACCCCCUGCCGCCUGCCGCCUGCGCCGCCACCCGCCCCCGAGCCCGCCUCCCCCGGCGGCGAAGGCGCGGCGGCCGCGCCCCUCAGCCCGGCGUGGAGCGAGCCGGAGCCCGAGGGGGGUUUGGAGCCCGAGAGGGAGCCGGGGCCCGCGGGGAGCAGCGAGCCCGGCCUCAGACAAAGGGGCCGCCGGGGCCGAAGUCGCGCUGACCUCGAGUCCCCGCAGAGAAAGCACAAGUGCCACUACGCGGGCUGCGAGAAAGUUUACGGGAAAUCCUCGCACCUUAAGGCGCACCUGAGAACUCACACAGGUGAGAGGCCAUUUGCCUGCAGCUGGCAGGACUGCAACAAGAAGUUCGCGCGCUCUGACGAGCUGGCGCGGCACUACCGCACGCACACGGGCGAGAAGAAGUUCAGCUGCCCCAUCUGCGAGAAGCGCUUCAUGCGCAGCGACCACCUGACGAAGCACGCGCGCCGCCACGCCAACUUCCACCCGGGCAUGCUGCAGCGGCGCGGCGGGGGCUCGCGAACCGGCUCGCUCAGCGACUACAGCCGCUCUGACGCCAGCAGCCCCACCAUCAGCCCGGCCAGCUCGCCCUGAGCGCCCGCCAGCGUCUCCGCAGUAGCACAGUCCCCGCCCGCCUCCCCGCAGCCGGCCCCUGUCCCGUCCCGGGCCGGCCGGACCCUCCCUACGACAGCCAUGAGCAGAUGCUCUCACUCCCUCUGUGACCCCGUGUCUUGUCCUUUUGUAAUAAGAAAGAAGAGAGAACUUUAUGAAGUCAACAAAAAACAAUUUUCUUCACCUCAGGUGUUAAUUUGUAAAAAAACAACAAAAAAAUUUCAAAAAACACCAUCCACAGAUUGCACAAUAGACAUGCCCACGAAGGUGAGAUUCCGCGGAGUUGAACCCCCUUUCUCAGGGAUGGACAUGUUCCACGAGGUCAGUGAGGACCCCCUUCCUGCCGCCUUACUCUGUACAUAGAUUUGCACUCUGGAGGUUUCUGUUAGGUUUGAGAACACACUGGAACACAGCGGGCGGAGCAGUGCCAGCGCAGCCCAGCGCCGGGCCUGUGGGUCAGCCCCUCGUCAGUUGGGAGCCGACAUGUCACUGACAUUUGUGCUUCCAGGGCAGGUUCCUAAGCAGGGGCCCCGAGGCGCCCUUGUCCUGUCCGCCCGCCCAGCCUGCAGCCCCUGCCUCGCGGCCCGGCUGGGCCGAGGACGCCGGCGUUCAGUGGGCUGCCUUAAGCCAUGCCGGGCAAAGGGGCGCUCUACCCGGGGAGACAGCAGAAGGGCCUGUCUCCCUGCCUCCAGGAGCCUUUCCUGGGCUUCCUGGAGCCCCGGGAGCAGAGGGGCAGGCCCUGGUUGGGAGAGCACUGUGCAGCCACAUCCCAUGUGACAGGGCCCUGGCCACACCUGCCUGGUCCUCGACCUGCCUGAGGUCCGUGCCCCGCACAGGGACACCGCUAUCUUGUGUCCCUGCAGAAGGCACAUGGGACCUGUCACUAUUACAUCAUGCUCUCUGACUGGAAAAUAGAGCCUGGGAAAUCGGGUCUUCUGCAAAGAUGUCCACAGGUGUUGCUGGUGCAUCCAGUCCCCGAGUUCUCCUAGCCGGCCCUGCCCUCGAGACCCCUCUGUUUGAAGCAGUGAGGGGAAUUGGGGGCCGCCUUGCCAGAGGCUCUGUGUGUGGGGCUGUGCUAUGGCUACACUCAGUGCUUCGCAGAGACUGUUCUGUAGCGAGAGAGUGGAGCAUUGUGACUUGGAACUUUCUGGAGUGGCGAAGCGCACGGUAUGGGAAACACUUUCGGAGAAUGUGCAUUCUGCAUCCUCCCCAGGGAACACGAGGCGGCGAGUUGUGGGAAACGCUGUUCUCAGACCCACCGUGUGCCCAGCUCAGAAUUAGCGAACCUCCAGCUUCUCUCGAGCUUUGCGCCCCCAACCCCUCCCUCUCCCUCCUGUUUCUCCCCUCCUGCUCUGGAGGCCCCAGCCCACACCCUGCCUGCACCGUGUUAGGGCUGCAGUGCCCCACCACCAGCCCACUCCUGCUAGGAGAGAAGGAGGAGAGAGCUGGGCAGCUUCUCCCAGAGCAGUUUCUCCUGGAGCCCCAGCCUGGGCUGGGUUGGGGUUCAAGCCCUGGCGGGUUGGUCAGACCGGGCUGCAGCGCGUUCCUCUGCAGACAGCUGGAGCAUCCAUCCCAGUGCCGCUGCCCAGGCACUGCCCUUCCCUUCCUCCCAAGAGUUAGGGCCUGUAAAUACAGCCCCCAGGACAGUGUGUGUGUGUAUGUGUGUGUGUGUGUAUGUGUGUGUUGGGGCGGGGGUGUGAGUUUGGGGCGAAUGUGGGGUAUCUUUCAGAGACCUCUGCUCAUUUUGAUGAGGAGGAACGACCCUUGGGACCUCAGAGGGCUAUAGAUGAGCUUCCUGGGCCCAGAGUGCCUUGGUUGUGGCCAUCCUGCUUCCACUCCCACCUUCCCACAGCGUGGGAUGCAGCACAGAGAAACCCCAGAGACCCAAGUGUGGCUGGUGCCCCCAGCCCCUGGCUGCUGCUUUGGGCCAACUCCAGAGUGGACAGGUACCCUCUGUCCAUAGCUACCACGAAGGUGGCAGUCUGCCAUCUGCAACACUCUGGGUGCCCACUUCUAACUCUACUGUGUGACAGCUGGAAUUGGCCAGUGGUGUGCUGGUGGCCUCUGAGUAGCAUGCUAGGUACCAAGUUGGGCAGUAGCAUUGUUGUUGCUGUGGGUGGGAGAUGGGCGGGAACAAUGGGGUGGGACCAGUGGGGGGGUGGCCCCUCCCUGGUCAGGUGCAGAGCUGGCUGCUGUGGCCGCCACGCUCCAUUUGGGCUGCCUGACAGCCCUGCUUGCAUUUGGUCUGGGAGAGAGAACGGAGUAUGCUGUGGAGACCUGGACAGAAGAGCGCCCUGAGUGCUUGGGGUGGAAGAACUUCAUGCCCAGUUCCAAAGUAAGGCCCAGAAGGGCCCUCAGAGGCCCCUCCCAAAGUCGUUUCUGUGUGAGGCAGAGAAAGCCACACUCUGAAUACAUUUCAUGUCUCAGGAACUCACAUUCCAGGUUCAGGAAUUUUAUUCCAAAGUCCUUUGGUGCGCUCACUGUCCACGGGUCCCCGAAGGCAGGGAGAGGGAGCUGCGUGUCUCUCGGAGGCCGCGCAGUGCUGUUCCUGGAGGAGCCAGGGUCUCCUUGUGAUGUGCCCAUGGCAUCUUGGAAGGAGGGUUUCUAACCCCACAUCUAUCUGCACAUAGGAAGGGGAAAAGGACUCUAAACCCAGUGGUCUUGGAAUAAAAGAAGAGCCGGUUUGUUUUAGAGGCGGGGUGGGGGGUGGGGGAGGGAAAACGGGCGUUUGCUGUUUCCAAAGAGAGCACUUAAUUUAAUUUUUCUUCUCAAUGACCCAGGGCUGUUCCGUCUGAUAGAUGGAAGGGUAACAUUGCCUUAAAACAGAAAUAUGCAGGCAUUGGCUAUUUUUGGCAAAUGAGCGUGUCUUCAUUCCCAAAGUGGUUCUUGUCUAAUGGUAGGGUGCGGCCCUUCCGCCUGAGCCCUGGCCUGGGAGGUGGGACACUGUUCUUCUGACUUAGGGCACCUGGAGGGAAUUCCUGCCUGGACUUCUGGGCACUCGGCCUGGGGCUCAGGCAGCAGACCAUCAGGACCCACCUGGGGCUAAAAUUCAUCUCACUUGAAGGGCGGGAAAAAUCUUUGACUCUCAGGCUAGGUUCAAAUGGGUUCUCACUAGCACCUCAUCAUCACGAAAUGUGGGGUGCACGUGGAAGAGGGUGGUGGGCCUUGUAAAGAUGCCCUCGCUCAAGCCCCACUGAAAGCAGUUACAUGGGAGCCCCCUCCUGAAACAGCCUGCAUUUUCUUCUAAGAUGUAGAAUGUCUUCCCGGCCUGGGUCUGUUUCAGGGUCUUUCAUUUUUCUGGGUUGUGGCCAUGCUUGCUGGCUUCAGUGUGUUGAGGAACCCAUAGGACUCCUAGAAAUCAUAGUGAAAACUCAAACCUUUAUCUGUGGCAGACAUCAGUUCUCGCGGGCCAAGGGGCAGAGAUCUCACAGCAAAGGUUGCCUGAGUAAAGGGAGAGUUCCCCUCCAACAAGGCCUAAAACUAACCCUGGACUCAACCAUCAGGGGGCUGGUGUUCAGCUCACAUCCCAAACAAGAAAUCCCCUCUUUGUAUUCAGUUAUAUUAGGGGAAGAGUUGUCAGCUCCCCAUAUGCCUACCGAAUCUUACAGCCAUCCAGAAAGACAAAUGGACACAGUCCCUUCCACAGAGGGCCCUGGGGUCCUCUCCUGUCAGGUGCUACGUAGGAACAGGCAGUGAUGCCCUUGAUGGGAACAUGGUCCUGGAGGUACCCUACCUGCAUCCCGCACCCCCACCCCCAGCACUCGAGGUUCAGGACACACACCUCCUUUAUUCUGAGGCCAUGCAUCCGGGCAGGUGCAGGAUUCGCCACGGUGCAGCCUCCAGGUGCAAACAUCAGCGGCACUGAGGUCCCCAGACCUCACUGUGCCCUAGAUCACAGCUCAGACCAGUGAAGGGUGAUUCAGGGGUGGGGCAAACAGGCCACAGGCGGCCCCCAGCCCUUUUGUUGGGACAUGCAGAGAGGGCUGGUGGCUUUCUGUGGUUUCAAGUGAAGUGUGGCAGAACUGGGGUCUCCAUUCAGGUCUUCUGCCACCCAGCCCAGAGUCUCCAGAAGACGCAGCCACCUUUCUUGCCAGAAGCAGGUGCUAAGGUGGACUGCAUGCUGUCAUGGCACUCCCCAGGGACUUCAUCCUUGAUCUCAGCGAGCAGGAGUGCUGCCUAACAGGAAAACAUGAUCUGAGCAAUAGCAUCCCCUCAUUCUCAACUCCUGGUUCUGGCUGUGUUUACAAGGCUACAUGAUUAUUUUGACUUCUGACAGGUAUUACUGAUUUUUUUUCUUUUUUAGCGCAUUUUUAAAGGAUCAUUCAGUCAAAGGCACAGUGCUAGAAGGUAAGGGUCUGAUGUACUGGUCAUCGCAAGCAGUAAGAAAUGCUCUUAGGUCACCCACAUGUUUUGCCAUCCAAAGAUUCCAUAUACAAUUAUGGUGACCAUAUUUUUCAAAGCUAAAAUCAAGGAUGUGGGCUGAUGCUUUUUGAAUUCAAAAACACCUUAGAAGGAGCCAGGUCCUAUGACUGAUUUUCCUGAUUCUGAGGCUAGGUUUCAAAAGUUUGUCCUAGACACAUUCCAGAGAAUUUUGUACCAGAAUUUGAAUGCCCAAUCCAGCUUACUACUCAUAAAUGACUGAACAUCAUUUAGGGAGAGGCCCUUUCCCUACCCGCUGUUCCAUCCCUCAUUGGUUAGGAGAGUUGGAUUUGGUGGGUGAUGUGAGCCCCCGGUCCACGAGGGUGGAGGGGCACACUUGGUUUCUACUGACCACUCUUGAGAUGUCAGACCUGUAGUGCAGCCACCUGGCCCUGCCCAGCCUCUCCCCUUCUCGUGCAGCUUUAAAACCUUACUACUAUUAUUUAAAAAUGAACAGGAUGGGAGAGAAAUAGCAUCCCCUGCCCCGCACAUCAUACGUUCCCUGUGGGGGACACAGGAAGCAUGGGGUGGACCACACGAUCGGCUUUCUCCCAGGGCUCAGGGAUGUGAUCCUAGUGACCUGUAGACAGAUUGCUGCACACGCUCAUUUGGAAAGCAAGUAUGUGAGCUGAGUGCCUGCAAGGUGAUCACAGGUCUGGUUGAAGGCUGUCCCUCUCACUCAGAGCACGGGUGGCUCCCUCCCCAGCCUGCCCUCCAUGUGGAGCGAGGGGGCCACCUCCCAGUGUGUCUCAGACACCGCUGGCGGGGGCAUCCAUUUCUGGGUCAGGGUGCCUGUGUGGGUGGGAGAUGUCACUCCAUUGGCCUUACCCUGAAGGGUCCCCGUGUGCUGAGGACCCCAAGGACUUGAAGGCCAUGGCUGGAGGCUCUCCUGAGCAGCUAUGCAUUGUCAGGUGUGGGGCUUGUUGUGGCUCCCACGUGACCAGGAAUUGCUUGUGUGGUUGUGUUAGGUGCAUGCACUGGGGCCUCAGUCACCCCCAGACCCUUGCAAAUGACCCCUCCCCAUCCAAAGCCAUUGAUGGAGCUUCUCUGGAAUCGUUUGCCAAAAUCCCAAGGCAGAAUCCGAGGGUCCAAGACCAUUUCCAUAGAGCACACACUUUUCCUUUUCCAUAGGAACCUUUUUUUUUUUUAACCAGCACCACACCAUGCUUCCGAAAGCUGCAUUUCAUCUUUCCUGGAUCACUACAGUGAAGUAUUACAGUUGUACAGUUCCCAACCUGGCCUUGGCUUGCUCGGAUAAAACUUUGUAUGUAUUUUGUAUGGCAUAGAUUCUAUAUUGUAAUGAUGUCCUAUGCAAAAAGAAAAAAAUUAACUAAAUUGUAAAUUUUAUUGUUUUAACGUGUAUGCAUGUUUAGUGACGUUUACAUUUUGAAAUAAAAUUUAUGAUUCAUUA
Diceros bicornis minor is the source of this 7082-nucleotide messenger RNA. RefSeq names its product KLF transcription factor 13 (gene KLF13). Gene Ontology annotation, biological process: regulation of transcription by RNA polymerase II. The transcript has 2 exons. Gene Ontology annotation, molecular function: DNA-binding transcription factor activity, RNA polymerase II-specific; RNA polymerase II cis-regulatory region sequence-specific DNA binding. Bases 359 to 1234 code for a protein of 291 amino acids. The record is from RefSeq and is a predicted model, not a curated record. NCBI's taxonomy places the organism in Eukaryota, Metazoa, Chordata, Mammalia, Perissodactyla, Rhinocerotidae.